Messenger RNA from Hibiscus syriacus, 3144 nucleotides. RefSeq names its product phosphoinositide phosphatase SAC2-like. Gene Ontology annotation, biological process: phosphatidylinositol dephosphorylation. The transcript has 16 exons. The record is from RefSeq and is a predicted model, not a curated record. Gene Ontology annotation, molecular function: phosphatidylinositol-3,5-bisphosphate 5-phosphatase activity. Lineage: Eukaryota; Viridiplantae; Streptophyta; Magnoliopsida; Malvales; Malvaceae. Gene Ontology annotation, cellular component: intracellular membrane-bounded organelle. Bases 385 to 2781 code for a protein of 798 amino acids.
UGUUUCAUUCAUUCAUAUCUAUGAUUACUGGUUUCCUGGGUUAGUUUUUGUGGUUGUUCUACUCUCUAAUUGCUCUGCCUUCUCGAUCUCUCUCUUCCUCUUGUCGACAAAGCAUAACGUUUUCAGAUUCAUUUAGACUAGUUUAAUUUAAUUGAUUAUUUUCCUUUUUGUACCUUUGUUUAUUUCUGGUAGCUCGUGGUUUCCAUGAUGAAUCAUUGAAUUGUGACGCAUUUGUCCGUUUCAAAAAUAUUUGCGUUUAUAUCACAUAUAUGGUAGAGUUUUUUUUUCUUGUUGUUUAUCUCUGCUUUUCGCGGUUUAUCGGUGAUCUGUGUUUUGAGUGAACCCGAGCUUUGAGGCUUGGGGAACUGAGGAUCCGAAAAGCUAAUGGCAGGUGAGAAUGGCAGUGAUGCUGGACUCCACUCGAGUCCUUAUCUGCAGAAAUUAAGACUCUACGAGACUCGCUCGAAUUUCUAUAUGAUUGGAAGAGACAAGAAUAGAACUCUUUGGAGGGUACUAAAGAUUGAUCGAUCGAACCCUUCCGAAUUAACUGUUGUUGAAGAUUCUACGGCAUACUCGGAAAUUGAAUGCUGUGAUCUGUUAAGAAGGAUACACGAGGGAAACAGGUCCUCGGGUGGACUUAAAUUUGUGACAGCUUGUUAUGGAAUCGUUGGGUUUGUGAAAUUUUUGGAAUCUUAUUCCAUGAUGCUGAUCACCAAAAGGAAGAAGAUUGGUGCAAUUUGUGGCCAUACUAUCUAUGCCAUCUCCAAGAGCGAGAUGAUUCCAAUUUCAAAAUUUCCUAUCCAAUCCAAUAUGGCUUAUUCUAAGAAUGAAAAAAGGUACAAGAAGCUCCUUUCAACAGUGGAUCUCACAAAGGACUUCUUUUUCAGCUACACCUACAAUGUCAUGCAUAGUCUUCAAAGAAAUUUACGCAGGAAUGAAACAGGGCUUCUACACUAUGAAUCAAUGUUUGUUUGGAAUGAGUUCUUAACUCGAGGGAUUCGCAAUACUCUCAAGAACACUCUAUGGACUGUCGCAUUGGUAUAUGGCUUCUUCAAGCAGGUGAGACUUUUUGUCUCUGGCAAGAGUUUUUUCUUGACUCUAAUUGCUAGACGUUCUCGUCAUUAUGCUGGGACAAGAUACCUGAAACGUGGAGUAAAUGAGAAAGGUAGAGUGGCAAAUGAUGUUGAGACAGAACAAAUUGUGUUUGAAGAUGUUAAUGAAGGGUGCCCUUCAAAAAUAAGUUCUGUUGUGCAGAAUAGAGGUUCUAUCCCACUUUUCUGGUCUCAGGAAACUUCACGCUUGAACUUGAAACCUGACAUUAUAUUAUCAAAGAAGGAUCCUAAUUAUGAGGCCACAAGACUACAUUUCGAAGAUCUUGAUAUGAGAUACGGAAAUCCAAUAAUCAUCUUGAAUUUGAUAAAGGGGAGUGAGAAGAAACCUCGCGAAACUAUUCUUCGCACGGAGUUUGCAACAGCCAUCAGACUUAUUAAUAAAAGCUUAUUCAAAGAGAACCGUCUGAGGUUCCUUCACUGGGACCUAAACAGACACUCCAGAAAAGCUACAAAUGUACUGGCACUUCUAGGCAGAGUGGCUGAUUAUGCAUUAAACUUAACGGGCAUAUUUUACUGUCAAGUAACACCAAAUUGUACACAAGAUGGGUUGUUGACUUUGUCUUGCUCAGUGCAAAAUUAUGAGUCCCCUGCCAAGUCUUCGUCUGACAAAACUGAUGAUAUUGAUAAGUUUGAAACAGAUGUUGCUAAUGACAAUGAGAAAUGUAGUGAGACCGUAAAACAUCCCAUGUUUCAAACUGGAGUACUCAGAACCAACUGCAUUGACUGUCUCGAUCGCACUAAUGUUGCUCAAUAUGCCUAUGGAUUGGUUGCUCUUGGACGCCAGCUUCAUGCCAUGGGCUUGACUGAAUCCCGAACUAUUGAUCAAAAUAUUCCUUUGACUGAGGAUUUAAUGGGAGUUUAUGAAACAAUGGGUGACACACUUGCUUUACAGUACGGUGGUUCUGCAGCUCACAACAAGAUAUUUUGCCAAAGGAGAGGCCAAUGGAAAGCAACAACUCAAUCCCAGGAAUUCCUUAGAACUUUGCAACGUUACUAUAACAAUGCAUAUAUGGAUGCGGAGAAGCAAAGUGCCAUCAAUUUGUUCUUGGGUAACUUUCAGCAACAAGAGGAUAAACCAGCGCUCUGGGAGUUGGAUUCAGACCAACACUACUGUGUGGGAAGGCAUGAUCCUAAUCUUUGUAAUGAGAAUGCUAGGCCAUCUUUUAAAAGAUCACUGUCAGAUGGCAACAUUGUCACUGAAACGGACUCUCCCUUGGGUGAUUCAAAUAUUGGACACCAUCAGCCUUUGUCUGAAAAUAGAGAAACUUUGCGUGGUCUUUCUGAGUCCACGCCAGCGAUCACAAUGUCUGAAAUUUCUUAUUCCAGAAUGUCUUGCAGGCAACUUUUCGGAGAAGAGGACCAGGUAUAUUAUGAUGAAAAUGGUAAUGAAUGUAAUUGCACUAAUUUCGAUCUGGAAUGGCUUUCAUCAUCAGGAAAUUCAUGUGAUGAGGAUAUUUUUGACAGGUUUACAACGAGGUUAUCCUCUGAAAAUAUUGGUGCUGAACUAAAUGUUGGUAUGACUACAUCUCCAAGUGAGUCCGGUUCAAGCAUAAAGGGAGGGUACCGAACUGCAUCUGAACUCAGUAUUCUGGAUGAAUUUCCAGAGGGCUUUGUGAAUUGGGUAACUCAUGGAGAUAUGCUUACUCCUUUAAAUUUGACAUCGAAGUAGCUUCAAGAUAAAAAAACAUUUCCCAACCAAAUCGAACUCAUCCAAAGGAUGUGAGUUCAUUUCAGUUUAAAGUAAAAAAUUGUGAGAUUAAACUGUGAAAGAAGUGAGAGUUGUGGUGACUUGCGUUGAGGUUAACGCAAGUGAGGCUGCCCUGAGAAGAAAAGAGUUGUGGCUUCUUCCGAUGAAAAAAGUAGGUUUCAACUAGGGAUACCAGAACAGCAUGGUAAAUUUCAACCAGGGAUGGCAAUCAAGCAGGCCGGGGAUAGGUUUUGAAGGAAGCAGAACUGGUACAUUGCUGUGAUUUCUUUUGGAUCUUUGACCAACUCAGUCUGCAAAAGACUGUAAACGUUAAAAGGCACAGGU